Messenger RNA from Notolabrus celidotus (New Zealand spotty), 1175 nucleotides. RefSeq lists its product as uncharacterized. Bases 63 to 1115 code for a protein of 350 amino acids. Gene Ontology annotation, biological process: response to bacterium. The record is from RefSeq and is a predicted model, not a curated record. The transcript has 6 exons. NCBI's taxonomy places the organism in Eukaryota, Metazoa, Chordata, Actinopteri, Labriformes, Labridae.
AGACUUAAUCUACCAUCUGAGUGGGAGACGGCAGUUGUGCAACAGACAGGUGCUGUAGCACAAUGAUUCGAAGGCUGGCUGCUUUGAUUCUUCUCAGUACAGUAUGUCAAACAAUUUCUCACCAGUUCUCUGUGACUGUCAUUCAACCUGGUGAUGAUUUUCACAUGGUAUGUUCAAUCUUGGGGAAUAAAGCCGGGUUGUUUUACUGGUACAAGCUGAAGUUUGGAAACAUGGUUGAAAAAGUUUCAGGAGGAAGUUUUCAAAGCCUGAAACUUGAGGAACAAUUUAGAAACUCUAGAUUUGAAGUCACACAGGAGGAGACAGUCACAGGCACGGAUACUCUGUUUUCUCUCAACAUCAGAAAUGUAAGCAAAGAGGAUGAAGCCACGUACUUCUGUCAAGCUGGAACAGCAUAUGAAAUGAAAGUUAUCAAUACUACUCUCUUGAAUGUGAAUGAUCAUAAAAAUCACCAGAGAUCAGUCUACGUGAGCCAGAGACCAGAGACCCAGUCGGUCCAGGAGGGCGCCUCAGUGGAUCUCCAGUGUUCACUUCUCCACAAGUACAAAGAAACCAGAGUCCAGUGUCCAGGUGAACACAGCGUGUACUGGUUCAGAGCUGGAUUCGAAGAAUCUCAUCCAGGUGUUAUUUACACUCACAAUAACAUGAGAUUUAAACAAGGGGAGAGAAGCUGUGUCUACAGUCUGUCCAAAACUAUCCAGGACUCCUCUGAUGAAGGGACUUACUACUGUGCUGUGGCCACAUGUGGAGAAAUCCUGUUUGGUGAAGGAACUACAGUGGAGACAAAAAAAGAACCGAACCCAUUGUACAUCGUGCUCGGGGUGCUGCUGCCUUACUGUGUGUUUGUGACUGCUGCCCUAAUUAUCUCCAGAAGCCGAUGGCCACUUUGUAAACAAUGCAAAGGAGAAAUAACGGCAAACAGUCAAGCUGAACAUCCCAGAUCUGCUGAGGAUCGACCAACCUAUGAGGAUGGUGAAGAGAACUCCCUGAACUAUGUAGCGCUGGAUUUUGCAUCGAGGAAAACGCAAAGGUGGACAAAGACCAGGGAGUUACCAGAGGACUGUACAUACUCUGGUGUCUCCACGGGGAAUGUAUAAACUGAAGACAAGCUGCAUUAUUGUUUGCCUGGGUGACCCAAGAAUAAAUGUUUAUUUCUA